Molecule: messenger RNA, 982 nt
Organism: Helianthus annuus (common sunflower)
Lineage: Eukaryota; Viridiplantae; Streptophyta; Magnoliopsida; Asterales; Asteraceae
Product: psbP domain-containing protein 1, chloroplastic
Exons: 3
Coding region: 11-856 (281 amino acids)
Biological process (GO): photosynthesis
Cellular component (GO): photosystem II; photosystem II oxygen evolving complex; extrinsic component of membrane
Molecular function (GO): calcium ion binding
Source: RefSeq, a predicted model, not a curated record
AGCAUUCUUUAUGGUCUUUAUCUCUCUACUCAAUCCACUUCAGGUGGAUGUCACAAUGGCUAACUGUCUGGGGUUCAGACCCCCUUCCACCUCCGUCGCCACCGUUUUCCGGUCACCGGUCCUCUCUUCCGCUGCCGUACUCACUCCGUCUUCUUCCGCCAGUUGCUGCUUUUCUAUCUCUUGCAACCUGCAAUCCAAUCAGACUAAAGCUUUUGCAGUCCCAAGAAGGAAUUUGAUGGCCGUGAUUCUUUCCGGUUGCAUAUUCUCACAAAUUGAGGGAAACGCCGCGUUUGCUCAACAAUCUGUAGAAUUCAGGGAAUUUAUAGAUACGUUUGACGGGUAUUCGUUCAAUUAUCCGAAAAAUUGGAUUCAAGUUCGGGGUGCGAAUGCUGACAUAUUCUUCAGAGACCCGUUUGUACUCGAUGAGAACCUCUCGGUUGAGGUAUCAUCACCCUCAUCGUCAAGUUACAAGAGUGUGGAAGAUUUGGGUCCGCCAGAAGAAGCAGGAAAGAAGGUUCUUAGGCAGUAUUUGACCGAGUUCAUGUCUACUAGGCUUGGUGUGAGGCGUGAAUCAAGUAUUCUCUCUACUUCAUCUAGGAUUGCGGAUGAUGGGAAGAUGUACUACCAAAUUGAGGUGAACAUAAAGUCAUAUGCAAGCAACAAUGAGUUGGCGGUUAUGCCACAAGACCGAGUAGUGCGUAAAGAAUGGGACAGGAGAUACCUAUCGGUACUUGGAGUUGAGAACAACCAGUUAUACGAGUUGAGACUACAAGUGCCUGAAAAUGUGUUUGUCGAAGAGGAGAAUGAUCUUCGUAGAGUCAUGGAUUCCUUUCGGGUUAACAAGUUAAGUGCUUAAUGUGUUUUUGACGUUUCAUUUGUUACUUUGUAACCUCAACCUUGUAUUACACUUGUAUGUAUUCUUUUCAAGUUUGUUGGAACAAACCAGUUUUGACUUGGCAAUGUUAUUCGGUUUCAAAUCUUC